UCAGUAGUUUGUUUACGCACAAAUGUACACCAACUCGUUGAAGAAAGUUUCAACUAAAACAUCUAUUUGUAAACACACAAAUGUGACAAAACAUGACAUUUUAGCAUAGCAAAGCUACUUCAUAGUCUUUACCUAAACCCAGUAGGCAUCAAGUACCUGUACUUAAAAACAACAGAGGGCACGGAGCCCUGAGAAAUGAUGAUCUAUUAACGGAUAUGAACCCAGUUGAAUAAAUCCAUCAUCAAAACCAGACAAGGAAAUGAUCAAACAAAUAAAUUUAGAAAGGAGAUAUAGUAUGUGUUAUUCAAGGGCGCAGCCUGGAACGACUUCCUCAUAGUGUAUACGCACUUGAAUCAUUUGUUCAUCCGUUACCUCAUCGUUGGAUUAAGGAAGUCAACAUAAAUGCACUUAUUUUCAAAAAAACGUAAUUAGUACCUUUUUACAUUUAAGUAGGAAAUUAAAAUCAAAUAAAAAUACGGUUUAAUUGUGAAUGAUUUAGAAUCACAAGCUGAAAAUUUGAAACAACAUAGGAACUUUUCGCUGUUUAGAACUUGCUCCGGUAAGCUUUUCAAUCAUCUGGUUUCGCAUAAGGUUACCAACUUCUGAAUUGAUGCAGCUUCAAUUCGCAUGUACUGCAUACAUACAUUGUAAACAAAUCAAAAAGAGUACUGAAUGAAGAAUAAAUACUUGAAAUAAAGGCAGAUGUUUGAUCAAGAAAAUACCAAAAGGAACAAAGGUGAAACGUCAACUUUAGAAGAGUCUAUUGGACUGACUAAACACGGAUUACCAAGUUGUAUUUCUUAAUCGGACCUCCUACAACACACGUUAAAUACAAACAUGAAUUCGAAGAUUUUUUAAAACGACUAGAAAUUUAGUGGAUGUGUCUUCAAUUUUAAUCAACCACAAUGGACAGAAAUAAAUACAUUCCGCUUGAAGACACUACUGUAAAAGUAACGUUGCCAGAAAGGUACAAACCAAAGAAUCAAAGGUUGAACGGAAUGAAUGGUGUCAUCCACGCUAGUAAUGAUAUGACUGACGACGAUAGUGUAACAAAACGGCUGGAGGACAUGGCUACUGCCGUACAAUGGAUUAAGCAAGAAAUUAUGGCUAUCAAACGACAAGACAGAGAUCUUCUUAGACAAUUCCUGGGUAUUAGGGCAGAUAUGCGCCAAAUGUCUGCCUCAAAUGCACCCACGCCACCAGGUGGCGCCAAGUUAUCUAAAAGUGGUUCAUGGACUAGAAACGCGUGGCUCGAGGCCAAAAGUCCCCCACGCUCACCCUCAGCUUUAAACAGUAACAGUAGCUUCGAUCUUGGUGAAUUCAGACCACGGACAACUUCUCUUCUGGAACCCCCGCAUCACAAUUAUCAUAGAACUUCAAAAUGGAAAUAUGCCGAAAAUAAUAACAUUAAUUUGGCAGAUAGUUUUGGAUGA
Owenia fusiformis is the source of this 1433-nucleotide messenger RNA. The record is from the annotation of a GenBank genome assembly. Lineage: Eukaryota; Metazoa; Annelida; Polychaeta; Sabellida; Oweniidae.